This is a messenger RNA of Candoia aspera, 606 nucleotides long. Its product is annotated as taste receptor type 2 member 40-like. Gene Ontology annotation, molecular function: bitter taste receptor activity; G protein-coupled receptor activity. Gene Ontology annotation, cellular component: membrane. The record is from RefSeq and is a predicted model, not a curated record. Gene Ontology annotation, biological process: G protein-coupled receptor signaling pathway; sensory perception of taste; detection of chemical stimulus involved in sensory perception of bitter taste. Lineage: Eukaryota; Metazoa; Chordata; Lepidosauria; Squamata; Candoiidae.
AUGCCUAUCAUACAGUACAUCAAGAGAUGGGAACCAUCCUGCACUCAUCCUGCACUCAAGUUACACCGGUGGGAUGUACUCAAGGUACUUCUGCUGCUGGCCAGCACAGCUUGUCUUUGGUUUGCUGCCUGCCUCAGUGCCUUCUAUUGUGCAAAAAUUGCCACUUUCACUCAAUGGUACUCUCUUCUCUGUAAGCUGAGAAUUACAGAGAUGGUUCCAAUGCUUCUGCUGGGGUCAGUGUUAGUUUCUUUGAUUUUGUGCCUCCCUUUCAUCUGGAUGGAUUAUAGCAUCCAUCUGUACAACUCAACUGGGAGCCAUCAGAAGAAUGUCUCCACAUUGACAACCACAUGGAGCAUCUCCCAUCUGAAAGUCUUCAUCUUGCACCUGACUUGGGCAGUCAUUCCCCUUCUGCUCUCCCUGGCAUCAUCCACCUUGUUAAUUGCAUCUCUGUGGAGGCACACCAAGCAGAUGAGGCAGCGCACAACGGGUUUCAAGGAUCCAAGGACAGAGGCUCACAUCACUGCCAUUAAAACUCUAAUCUCUUUCCCAAUGCUCUACAUCUGCAGUUUUGUACCCGGCAUGCUGCUUGGGAUUCCUUCCUGUUGA